This is a messenger RNA of Trachemys scripta elegans, 2487 nucleotides long. RefSeq names its product NTPase KAP family P-loop domain containing 1 (gene NKPD1). The record is from RefSeq and is a predicted model, not a curated record. The coding region runs from base 478 to 2487 and encodes 669 amino acids. The transcript is spliced from 2 exons. NCBI's taxonomy places the organism in Eukaryota, Metazoa, Chordata, Testudines, Emydidae.
UUCUGCAUCCAGCUUAUGUUGGGUACAGCAGCAGUGGGAGCUGUCAAGGAGCCAGCAACCUGAUCCUCGGCCCAGGCCCAUUUUAGUGCAGCCCACUGGUUGUGGCUCCCUAGAGACUAUACACCCUCUGGGGAUUUGAGCUCUUGCCACUCUCCCUGCCUGCCCCUCCUUGCUACUGACAUGGCUUCGGCACUGGGGGCUCCAGGGAGGACAGCUGUACCAGCUCUGCCUACCGGCAACUCCUCCAGCUGGGGAGUUCCUGGCGGUUUCUGCUCCCAUUGCACUGCUUGGGCGCUGAAAAAGAGUGCCGCAGACCAGAGACUUUGGCCUGAAACAUGUAUUCUCUCAGCGAUGGGCUACUUGGCUGAUUAGCAGGUGCUGAGCUGAGGCUCCCGAAGGACGAGCUAAAAACAUUUGUUGUUCUGAAGAAAGCGUAAAACGUGUCCCUGGAAAAAGAUUUGCUGCGUGGAGCUUCUUAUGCUACUAAAGAGACUGAGAACAGGGUCACAGCCACUGGCCCUGUGCAUUCCCAAGGGCGCUCUCACAUCCUGUCCAGCCCAGCCACUCCUGGCAAACAGCCAAACCGAUUCGGGGGGAGGGCGGGGGCACGGGUAUGUUUAUUUCUCUGUGUUUACGGAUGCCUCCUCUUCCCCAGAUUUUCUGACUGAAGAUGAUAUUUACUGCUGCUGCCUCUCCAAGACACUGCUGCACACCUCUACGCCCGUGACCAUCGGCUUCUACUGUCCCGUUGGGAGCCGUUUUAAUUCGCUGCUUGAUAAAAUAACAGCCUGCAUGCUCAAAGAAUCCAUUCAGAGAGAAGAAGAGGAGCUGAGAAAAUCAAACCAAAAGCCAAGAAGACCUGAAGGUUGGGGCUAUUUUCUUCUCCUGUGGUAUCUGCUCUUCUACCAGCCAGUGAUCACUGAAAUCCACCUGAGGAGGGAGAACAUUCAGUUCCUCUUCAUCAGAUUUAGUGCUUGGCAAUAUGCCGGCAGCGACAAGCUGUGGGCAGGGCUGGUCACCACGCUCUGUCAAAGCAUCCGCAAGCACUUUGGUGCCCUGCCUUUGAGCUUUUACCACGUGAUGGGGAAAAGGCCCAGAUUUGCCUCUGGCUUUAGCCAAGACGAAUGGCUUCUCAACAAGCGGACCUGUCUUACGUUAGGAGGCCUCGUGUUUGUCCUAGUGUCAGGCGUAAGCCUGCUCUCAGUGGCGAUCUUUGUUCCAGGAAUAAAAGACAGCAGUGCGUUAAAGGUCAUUGGCAGUGCUACCACCGGCCUGUCUGGAUCAGGAAUAUUAGUGACUGUUUUCUCUGUGGUUAAGAACAUGGUUAUCAGCCAGAAGCAGAAAAUUGAGAAGAUGACAGACAGUGAGAAGUUUAGCAGUCACCUAGGCUUCAUGAGCCAAGUGAAGAAGGAAAUCGAGAUGCUGACCAGCUUUGUGUAUUACAUGGAGAUCUAUCAGAGACGGCGGCUGCGCAUAGUGCUGGAGAUCACCAGUUUGGAUAUGUGCUACCCAGAGAGGGUCGUUGGGGUUUUGAAUGCAAUAAAUACUUUGCUCUCGGACACUAACGCCCCAUUCAUUUUCAUCCUGGUGAUAGAUCCCAGCAUCAUUGCAUCGUGUUUGGAACAAACCAGCUGCAUGAAAGGAAUGGCCGACAACGGGUACCUGUUCCUGAACCGCACGGUGACUUUGCCUUUUUCAAUACCAGAGAUGGGCACAAAGUCCAAACUGCAGCAUUUGCAAGAUGCUGUCCAGAGCCGGGAGGACCUGAUGUACAAAAUCAUCACAAAAAACAUGGAAAGGGGAGUCAGGAACGUAAAGGGGAAAAUGAUAAAGCUGGUAGAUAUGGAGAUGUCCAGUGAAUUGGACCAAAGCCAAAUCGAUGCUCAAGCUGUGAGGUAUAUUCAUGAAGCAUUUCAUGCUCUGCACGAUGACACUGAUUGUCUCUAUAAAUACAUUCCAGAUAGCAUUAUUCAAAUGAAAAGGAUAGUCAACACAAUUCCCAUCACCAUCAGACUCAUGCUGCAGCAGAACCUUAUGAGACAUACAAUGUCUGCAAGGUCCGUGGCUGCAUGGGUGGUCAUGGCUAAUCAAUGGCCAUGCCGCUUGAGUUGGGUGUUGCAGUGCCUUGAGGACAGGCUGCAGAUUCGACCAACGGAGGAGUACAGGAACCAGUCCUUAUGGGGAAUCUUCGUGGAAAACUGUAAAGAGCUGUACUCCAUGCACAAAGUCCUCCAGAACAUCUUGGCCUUGGAUGGGGACCCAGAACUCUUUGGGAAUUUUUUGUCUAAUGAUUUUCCUUUCACAGUACAGGAGGCCAACACCUUUCUAAAGUCCACAAUCAAUCUGGACCAUUCAAUAAGGCAUAAAUUGGGACUAAUACGAGGAGUUAAUUCACUGAAUAAGGCAAAUGAUACAAGCGUAACUAAGUUUUCACCUGUCCAGGUGUCUACGGGUGUGCAGUGUUCUGGUAUAGAGGAAUGCAGUUAA